Molecule: messenger RNA, 1205 nt
Organism: Raphanus sativus (radish)
Lineage: Eukaryota; Viridiplantae; Streptophyta; Magnoliopsida; Brassicales; Brassicaceae
Product: galactinol synthase 10
Exons: 4
Coding region: 1-1011 (336 amino acids)
Molecular function (GO): glycosyltransferase activity
Source: RefSeq, a predicted model, not a curated record
AUGGCGCCAUCAGAGAUGAAUGUGGAGAGAAUGGGAGAAGAUGAUAUGGUGGCUACCCCAAACGAUGGGAAAAUGGCAUACGUCACCUUUUUAGCCGGAAACCAAGACUAUUGGAUGGGUGUAGUUGGUCUAGCCAAAGGACUCCGUAAAGUGAACUCGGUUUAUCCUCUCGUGGUGGCGAUUCUUCCAGAUGUGCCAGAAGAGCAUCGUCAAAUCUUGGUUGCUCAGGGUUGCAUUGUCCGCGAGAUCGAGCCAGUUGUUCCGCCAGAAAACCAAGCCGGUUAUGCUAUGGCUUAUUACGUCAUCAAUUACUCUAAGCUUCGUAUAUGGGAGUUUGUGGAGUAUGAAAAGAUGAUAUAUCUAGAUGGAGACAUACAAGUGUUUGAUAACAUUGAUCAUCUUUUUGAUUCUCCUUCUGGCUACUUGUAUGCCGUUAGAGACUGCUUUUGUGAGGGUAGUUGGUCCAAAACACCUCAAUAUGAAAUUGGUUACUGCCAACAGUCACCAGAAAAGGUGAGAUGGCCAGUGGAGACUUAUGGUCCUCCCCCGCCAAUGUACUUCAAUGCUGGUAUGUUGGUCUUUGAGCCAAACCUUCUCACUUACAAGGAUAUCCUUGAAGUUGUUAAAGUCACUACUCCAACUUCUUUUGCUGAACAGGACUUUCUGAAUAUGUACUUUAAAGACAUUUACAAGCCAAUUCCCACCACCUACAACCUCGUAAUGGCUAUGCUUUGGCGUCAUCCUGAACAUGUUGACCUUGAUCAAAUCAAAGUUGUUCAUUACUGCGCCAAAGGCUCAAAGCCUUGGAGAUUCACUGGAGCUGAAGAGCAUAUGGAUCGAGAAGAUAUCAAAAUGUUGGUGAAAAAAUGGUGGCAAAUUUAUGAUGAUUCGAGUUUGGAUUACAAGAACUUUGUUGAGACUGAGUUAAAGCUUAACCCGAUCAUCACAACCCUAGCUUCCAAGGAACCAGUCGGUGAUUGCCUUACCAGCCUUGCUCCCUCAGCCGCAUAAACAAUCUUUAUGUGGAGUCUCUACUUUAUGUCAUGUUCUGUUUUUCCUUUUAUUUCAAGGUUGAGCUAUAUAUAUAAUUUCUAAAACUAUAUAUGGCAACCUUUUUUGAAGUUUUAUGUUUAUGCAUCGAGCGGUUUUGGUCUUGUGUUUUUGUCAAUGACAACAACCUCGAUCGCCCUCCUUGCUUUUGUGUU